This is a messenger RNA of Phycodurus eques (leafy seadragon), 2052 nucleotides long. RefSeq names its product ST3 beta-galactoside alpha-2,3-sialyltransferase 4 (gene st3gal4). Gene Ontology annotation, biological process: glycolipid biosynthetic process. The record is from RefSeq and is a predicted model, not a curated record. The transcript has 11 exons. Lineage: Eukaryota; Metazoa; Chordata; Actinopteri; Syngnathiformes; Syngnathidae. Bases 355 to 1371 code for a protein of 338 amino acids. Gene Ontology annotation, molecular function: sialyltransferase activity.
CGCGCCGCUGGAGGAGUGAAAAGUCGGGAAAGGAAGGCGUUCGAAGCGCGACCCGCUAUGUGGCUGCGGCGGACUCCACGGCAGUCAGGCCAGCGGUUAGCUCGCCGGUGGUCCGCUCGUUGGCUCGUCUUUUCCGUCUCGUAACGUGAUGCUCGCCGCACUUGGCCGCUGCUCGCGGAGCCGCGUCUUUCCUACGGAGGGAACGGCGGCGGCGUGAAUCUGCUCGCCCGCUCCCAGCGACGUUUCACCUUCCUCUCUUCGGAUUAAAACUGCAUUUGCUGUCGGUCGCUUUGCGAGAGCGCGAGAAGCCCGGGCUCAUCAGUUGUAAAACCACAGAGGACAGACUCACUGGAAAUGACCGAGAGAAAAGCAUGGUGCCUUAGGCUUCUACCAGUUCUCUUCUUCUUCAUCUCCUUUGUCACAUACUACUGUUCCUAUGCCAUACUUCAGAGCUACGCCGGCACCAGCAAGUCUGUCAACAGUAGCAAGUCUCUGUGUGGUGGCUGGCUGACGCAAAAGAAGUGGGAGAGUCUCAACUUUAACAUUAGCAGGCAGCUGCAGCUCUUUCUAAAACUGGAUGAUUUCUUCUGGCGAGAGCAUCUGUCAACGUUGGCACUACCUUACGGCAUUAAGGGCAGUGAAUUGCAGCUGCUGAAAGUUCUUGCAGUAACAGCAAAUUAUCAGGUGCCGGCCAACAUCAACAACCUUGAAUGCAGAACCUGUGUUGUCAUAGGCAACGGCUUUGCCAUUAAAAACACAUCGUUAGGAGGCAUCAUUAACAAAUAUGAUGUGGUCAUUCGAUUGAACGACGCUCCGGUGAGGGGCUACGAGGACGACGUUGGUAACAAGACCACCAUGAGGUUCUUCUACCCCGAGUCAGCCUCCUACAACCCAGGCUUAAACAACGAGCCAGGCACACUGAUGGUCUUGGUACCUUUUAAACAGCAAGAUCUACGGUGGCUCAAAGAGAUCCUUUACAAUGAGAAGAGGGUCAGGAAAGGCUUUUGGAAGCCCCCUCCCCAAAUCUGGUUGGGUGAUAUCGGUCAAAUCCGAGUGUUGGACCCGUACUUUUUGCACCAGACAGCAGAGAAGCUGCUCCAAAUCCCCCUGAACCCGAAGAGUAAACAGAAGCCGGUACAUCCCACUACGGGAAUCCUCGCCGUAUUCGUGGCCCUCAAUUACUGCGAUGUCGUCCACAUAGCUGGUUUUGGGUAUCCAAACUCUAGGAACAUCAAGCACCCGAUCCAUUACUACGGCUAUGAUACAAUGAAAUCAAUGAAGAACUCGUACCAUGACCUCAAUCAUGAAGCUGAAGCCUUAAAAAGACUGGAGGACUCUGGUGCCAUCUUGUAUCUGCACCCACAUUUAUGAUACAUGUACAAUGGGUUGCGCAAUCAAUCUAUGCCUAAGGUCAUCUGAUUUUAGUUGGAUUUACAUAAUGUGCUGUAAGCACACCAAUAGGAUUUCCUUCUUGGCACUUCUGUAGUACUGAAGAACUACAGGCUAAAUAAGAUCUUUAAUAUACUGACUCAACAUUUUGCAUCAGAUUUUUUGUAUAGAUUUUGUCAAUUACACUUUCAGUGCAAUCAUUAAUACUUUGACUUUGAUAAUUGCUUAAUAAAUCAUUCCACUGUUGUGAUGUCAUAGGACAGUAGUUAUGUUUAAUAACAUUAUAGAUUCACAAUCACAUUCGGGAGAUUUAAGUGUAUAUAUAUAUAUAUAUAUAUAUAUAUACACUUAAAUCUAAAAAAAAAAAAAAAAAAAUCUAUAUAUAAUCUAUAUAUAUAUAUAUAUAUAUAUAUAUAUAUAUAUACACACACACACACACACACACACACACACACACACACACACACACACACACACACACAGAUGGAUGGAUUAUAUUCACACAGCACUUGGUCUCCUCUUGGACUGGAAAUAUGAAAGGUAAAGUAGUUGUUUUCUUUUAUUUAUUAUUUUCUUCUUUUUUUCUUCAAAAGCAAUGUAAGUGAUACUGGUACCGCUGGAUAUUUUUUUGUUCUACAUAAAUAAAUUUUUUAUUAAAAGUCA